Messenger RNA from Pangasianodon hypophthalmus (striped catfish), 1746 nucleotides. It is a transcript of the gene slc35f2l, whose product is annotated as info solute carrier family 35 member F2, like. Gene Ontology annotation, cellular component: membrane. Lineage: Eukaryota; Metazoa; Chordata; Actinopteri; Siluriformes; Pangasiidae. The coding region runs from base 86 to 1255 and encodes 389 amino acids. Gene Ontology annotation, molecular function: transmembrane transporter activity. The transcript has 8 exons. The record is from RefSeq and is a predicted model, not a curated record. Gene Ontology annotation, biological process: transmembrane transport.
AUGGUAUUGUAUUCUUCUCGGACACACAUCGGCUGGCAGAAGCUCACUUCAGAGCACGAGGAGUGGGAACAACAGAGAAGCAAAGAUGAGUCAUAACCAACAUGAAUCAGUCUGUGAAAAGCUCUCAAGGGAACUCAGACAUUUCAAAUGGAGGGAAGUUUUCACAUGGAGGCUCCUGAAAACGCUGGCCUUGGGUCAGGGUCUCUCAGCACUGAUUUGCGGGACUGCAGUCACAUCUCAGUACCUGGCCACAGAAUUUCACCUGGACAUACCGAUGCUUCAGAGCUGCAUCAAUUACACACUUGUUUGCCUCACCUACACUACUGCACUGUGUUUUCGAAAAGGCGAUGAAAAUAUUCUGCAGAUCUUGAGGACAAAAUGGUGGAAAUAUUUAUUGUUGGGGCUGGCAGAUGUGGAGGCAAAUUAUGCAGUGGUGAAGGCUUACCAGUAUACCACAUUAACCAGCAUACAGCUUUUGGAUUGCUUUAUUCUCCCAGUGCUUCUGAUCCUGUCUCGGGUCUUCCUGAAGACGCGCUACAGAAUCAUUCACUAUGUAGCUGUGUGUGUGUGUCUGGCUGGUGUUGGUGCCAUGGUGGGGGCAGAUCUAAUCUCAGGCCGAGAUCAAGGAUCAAGCAGUAACAUUCUGCUGGGAGAUGGCCUGGUUAUCAUCAGUGCCACUCUGUACGCAGUCUCCAACCUGUGUCAGGAGUACAUUGUGAAGAACAACAGCCGGAUGGAGUUUCUAGGAAUGGUCGGCCUCUUCGGAACGCUGAUCAGCGGAAUACAGCUAGGCAUUUUAGAACAUAAUGAGGUGGCAAAUAUUCAGUGGACAUGGCAAAUUGCUCUGCUCCUGUGUGGCUUUGCUGUGUGUAUGUAUACACUGUACAGCUGCAUGCCUGUGGUGAUCAACAUGACCAGCGCCACAGCAGUUAACCUCUCUCUGCUCACGGCUGAUCUCUUCAGCCUCUUCUGUGGCCUUUUCUUAUUCCAGUACACUUUCUCAGGGCUCUAUGUUGUGUCUUUAGUGGUGAUUAUGGUGGGUUUCAUAAUGUUCAACACUGUUCCUACACCAACCCGAACUCCUGAACCAGUGUCUGAGGAGGGAGGACAUGACAACCAGGCUGCUGAGCUUGAUGAAGAGAGACAAGUGGGCUCUGAAGUUGAGAAUCAAGAGAAAGAAGAGACUGAUUCCAGUGGAAAGAGUCUUCCAGCUGAAAAUGGACACAGAUGUGUUUUAAGCAGUGUUAAAAUGUAGCUCAGAAACUCGAGGUCAACAUUCUGUGCGGAUUUACUUUUGACUGAUGACGACACUUACGUUGAUGCUAACUUAAUUUUCACAAUCUAAAUUUUUAUUGCCUAUUCUCGAAUGACAGUUGUAUUUAGGUCACAUUUAGGAGACUUUUCAUAUUAUGUUUUUUUCAUAUUUGAAAAUGUCGACUGUCAGUCUCUUUAUGUUUAGGAUGAUGAAGCAGAUGAACUCAAACCAAACCAGUCUGGCCAUUCUCCACUGACCUCUCUCAUCAACAAGGUGUUUCCUGCCGCAGAACUGCCGCUCACUGGAUGUGUUUUCUUUAUUGCACCAUUCUGAGUAAAGUCUAGAGACUGUUGUAGGCACCAACAAUCAUGCCACGGUCAUAAUCAAUAAGAUGACAUUUUUCCCCAUUCUGAUGGUUGAUAUGAACAUUACUUGAAGAUGCAGGCCCGUAUCUGCAUGAUUUUAUGCACUGCAUGACCGAGUAGGUGUAC